AUGGUACUGUAUGAGGCUUCCCUUGGAUUUGCAAGUGUCUGUGAACUGCAUGUCAUGUUGCUUUCUUGUUUUGUCUUGGUCCUACUUAUGCCCGGUUCUUGUUUUACGGCACCCACAUUUAUGCCGAGGCAAGAGAGCUCUCCUUCUGCAGAACCACAGGUUGACUUGAAGCUGGCCACAGAAUACCUCGAGCACUACUACAAUCUGCAAGAAGAGCCUAUGGGGCGCACAAAGCGGAGCCGGCCCUUCUUCACCUCCAAGGUGAAAGACAUGCAGAUAUUCUUUGGGCUAAAUGCAACAGGCGUGCUGGACUCAGACACCCUGGAGAUAAUGAGGAGCCCUCGAUGUGGGGUUCCAGAUGUGGAGGAGUACAGCCACCUCCAGGGAACACGAUGGAACAAGAACAUCCUCACCUACAGAAUUGGCAGGUACACCAGAGAUUUGCUUCGCAACACUGUGGACUCUCUGGUUGAGUCAGCUUUCAGCGUUUGGGCCAGAGCCAGCAGUCUGACGUUUGUCAGGUCGCACACCCGCAACGCUGACAUCAUGGUGGAGUUUGUGACCUAUGAACAUGGUGAUUUGUAUCCAUUUGACGGACCCAGAGGCUCACUGGCUCAUGCUUUCAAGCCAGGGCCUGGCGUUGGAGGGGACACACACUUUGAUGAUGCUGAGUAUUGGACAGCAGGAGAGACAGGUAUGAAUCUGUUGGUGGUAGCAGCUCAUGAAUUUGGACAUGCUUUGGGCCUGAAGCACUCCAGAAAUCCUGAUUCAUUGAUGUACCCGACCUACAGAUCCUCCCGUUCAGCCAACCUUUUAUCCAUAGAGGAUGUAGUAAAUAUCAACGCACUUUACAGUAGGUUUGUGUUAGGUCCAGUCAGAGGGAACCCAAAUGACUUUUCGAGGUUGGGUUGGAGUUCUCAGAAUAACCCCUGGCUGUCGGAGUCGCUGCUCCCUCAGCUCAUGCAGAACAAAUGUGCUUCAGACACGACAUUUGACGCGGUGUCCACUGUUGGGGAUGCCACCUUCUUUUUUAGAGAUAGAUACCUCUGGAUUAAACACAAUGAACAAGAUGACAUCAAAGAAGGUCUCAUCACCAACUUUAUGCCAAAGAUUGAAACCAGCAUCGAUGCAGCCUUCUGGGUGCCUCGCAGAUCUGCUGCUUACCUUAUUCAUGAGUCCAUGUUCUGGACAGUGAAAGGCUCUCUUGUGAGGGGAAAGCCUCGGGCACUAAGCCACUUUGGGUUUCCAGCCUGGAUCCAGGACGUUGACGCAGCAGUCCACAUAGUGAAAACUGGACGCACCCUUUUCUUUAUGCAUGAUAUUUAUUGGAGUUACAAUGAAAACCGAAGGGUUAUGGAUUUUGGUUACCCAAAGUACAUCAGCGAGGACUUUCAUGGAGUCAACACAACAAUAAACGCAGCUGUCUACAAAGAGGGUUUUAUCUACUUCUUUGACGGACCACAAGUCUACAAAUACGACUACGCCCAGAAACAAGUUGUCGGAAUUGAGAAAGCAAAUUCCUGGCUUGGAUGUUGA
Messenger RNA from Gymnodraco acuticeps, 1536 nucleotides. Its product is annotated as matrix metalloproteinase-20-like. The transcript has 10 exons. Lineage: Eukaryota; Metazoa; Chordata; Actinopteri; Perciformes; Bathydraconidae. The coding region runs from base 1 to 1536 and encodes 511 amino acids. Gene Ontology annotation, cellular component: extracellular matrix. The record is from RefSeq and is a predicted model, not a curated record. Gene Ontology annotation, molecular function: metalloendopeptidase activity; zinc ion binding. Gene Ontology annotation, biological process: proteolysis; amelogenesis; collagen catabolic process.